Dermatophagoides pteronyssinus (European house dust mite) is the source of this 2041-nucleotide messenger RNA. RefSeq names its product Ectoderm-expressed 3 (gene Ect3). Gene Ontology annotation, molecular function: beta-galactosidase activity. NCBI's taxonomy places the organism in Eukaryota, Metazoa, Arthropoda, Arachnida, Sarcoptiformes, Pyroglyphidae. Gene Ontology annotation, biological process: carbohydrate metabolic process. The record is from RefSeq and is a predicted model, not a curated record.
AUUGCCAAACUCAUCCAUUGAUGAUGAUUAGACGUUUGUUUUUGUUUUUUUCAAUUUUUGUGUUUGUGUUGGUGACGGUGACCUGUCAAACCACCACCACCACCAAAAACAAUUCCCGAACAUUUAUUGUCGAUUAUCCGAAUGAUAGAUUUCUUAAAGAUGGCCAACCAUUUCGUUAUGUAUCCGGUUCGAUACAUUAUUUUCGUGUUCCAAAACAAUAUUGGCAAGAUCGUUUAAAAAAAAUGCGUUCCGGUGGUUUAAAUGCAAUACAAACAUAUGUUGAAUGGAGUUCACAUGAACCAAUGCCUGGUCAAUAUGAUUUUGAUGGACAAAAUAAUCUUAUUGAAUUUAUUCGAUUAGCACAGACCGAAAAUCUAUUGGUCAUAUUACGUGUAGGUCCAUAUAUUUGUGCUGAACGUGAUUUAGGUGGUUUACCAUUUUGGCUAUUACGUGAACCAAAUAUUACAUUACGAACAUCGGAUCCAAGAUUUUUACGACCAGUAAAUCGUUGGCUUGAAAUACUUUUACCUAAAAUUCGACCAUUAUUAUAUGAAAAUGGUGGUCCAAUAAUUAUGUUGCAAGUUGAAAAUGAAUACGGUAGUUAUGGUUGUGAUCUAAACUAUACCAUUCAUUUACGUGAUAAAUUUCGUGAAAUUUUGGGACAUAAAGUAGUAUUAUUUACAACCGAUGGUAAUGGUGAUGGUUAUCUUCGUUGUGGUCAUAUACCACAUGUACUGACUACUAUUGAUUUUGGAUCCGGUACGAAUGUAACUAAAGCAAAACAAACAUUAUAUAGACAUCAAGAAUUUGGUCCAUUCAUUAAUUCAGAAUAUUAUAGUGGUUGGUUAGAUUAUUGGCAAAGUAAUUUUAAUUUUGUUAAUGUUAAUCCAUUUAUUGAAACAUUACAAGAAUUACUUGAUAAUAAUGCAUCGGUAAACAUAUACAUGUAUCAUGGUGGAAGUAAUUUUGAUUUUAAAGCUUCCGGUAAUGGUGGUGAUGAAAAUUAUCAACCAACAUUGACUAGCUAUGAUUAUGAUGCACCAAUUAAUGAAGCAGGUGAUCUUAAUGAAAAAUAUUUUGCUAUUCGUGAUCUUAUUGCACAGUAUCUACCGACGGAUUCGAUCGAUGAAAGAAAUAUAAAAGCUGUGAGUGAAAAAAUGUCAUUACCUCCUAUCAAUAUGACAUUUGUGGCAACCAUUUUCGAUUUGUUACCAUUUUUGGCAAAUAAAACUUUAAGCAAAUAUCCAUUAACAUUCGAACAAGUCAACCAGGCUUAUGGUUUUUUGCUAUAUCAAACCAAUCUGACAUUCCAUCCAACCAAUCCGGCUAUACUUUCUGUUCCGGGACUUAGAGAUCGAGCUCAUGUUUUUGUUGAUCAAAGAUUUGCCGGCAUUCUUUCUCGAACACAAAAAUAUUUUAAUCUUUCGAUUUUAGCUCAUAAUGGAUCUGAAUUAAGUAUUUUGGUCGAAAAUCAAGGUCGAUGUUCGUAUGGUUGUAUUAACGAACAUAGAGGCAUCAUUGGUAAUGUAACCGUCAACCAUAAACAUUUACUGAUCAAUUGGACUAUUUAUAAUUUACCGUUUGAUGAACAUUCAUUUAUCGAUACCGUUACACAAUUGUUACAAUCAAAAACGACAUUACAAUUUGAAUCGAAUUAUUAUCGAAUCCCAAGUAUUUAUAUUGCAAAUUUUACAUUACCAAAAUUACCUGGAUAUCCAUUGGAUACAUUUCUACAAACAAAUGGUUGGAGUAAAGGUGUAGCUUUCCUAAAUAAUCAUAAUCUGGGCAGAUAUUGGCCAGUGGCUGGACCACAAAUUACUGUAUAUGCACCGGUACCAUAUUUUAAUCGUGCACCAAAUUCAAAUGAAAUAAUUUUAUUUGAAUUGGAUGAAAGUCCAUGUUGGUAUGAUUCAAAUAAUAAUUGUCAAAUACAAUUUGUUAAACAACAUAUUGUCAAUGGUACAUAUGCAAACUAACUAACUAUUAACACAAAUACACACACACAUUGUUGAAAGAGAUAAAUAAAAAGAAAAAUGAUUUA